Molecule: messenger RNA, 2373 nt
Organism: Trypanosoma conorhini
Lineage: Eukaryota; Euglenozoa; Kinetoplastea; Trypanosomatida; Trypanosomatidae
Product: putative cysteinyl-tRNA synthetase
Exons: 1
Coding region: 1-2373 (790 amino acids)
Biological process (GO): cysteinyl-tRNA aminoacylation
Cellular component (GO): cytoplasm
Molecular function (GO): cysteine-tRNA ligase activity; ATP binding
Source: RefSeq, a predicted model, not a curated record
AUGAGCACCGGUGCGCCGCAGCCGCGGCCGCCGGCGGCGGUGGUGGAGGGGCUGAACGCCGCGGAGCCGGUGCGGCGGCCGCGGCACCCGGCGUGGUUCCCGCCCGCGCGCGACGACGGAAAAGGGCUGCGCGUGCUGAACUCGCUGACGGAGGCCGUGGAGCCGUUUGCGCCGCGUGCGGGGCGGCUGGUGCGGUGGUACAUGUGCGGGCCGACGGUCUACGACGUCGCCCACAUGGGCCACGCCCGCGCCUACCUCACCUUUGACAUCCUGCGCCGCAUCAUGGAGGACUACUUCGGCUACCAGGUGCUGUACCAGAUGAACAUCACGGACAUCGACGACAAGAUCAUCAAGCGGGCCCGCAUUGGGGCGCUGCUGAAGCGCUUCCGGGAGGACGUGCUGCAGGGGCGGGACGUGGCGAGGCUCGCCGCCUUCACGGCCGAGGCGGAGGCGGCGGCGGUGGCUGCUCUGGCGGAGACGCGGCGCAAGCUGUCGACGCCGUUGCCGGACGCCACCCCGAGCCGCGUCAAGGCGGAGCGCGAGGAGAAGCUGCUGGAGCUCGUUCUGAAGGAGUCGCAGCUGCAGACGACGAGGGAGCGCAUUGCGGCGGCGACGGCGUCUGGCGACUUCGAGGCCCUCUUCACCGCGGCCGCCGGCAUUAACGGCGACCUGCUGGAUGAGCGGGAGGGGCAGGAGGUGACGGACCAGCGCAUUUUUGAGGACCACGCGCGUUUGUACGAGCGGCUCUUCUUUGAGGACAUGCGGAGCCUCGGCGUUCGCGACCCGGACGUCGUCACGCGUGUGACGGAGUACGUCCCACAGGUGGUGGACUUCAUUCAGCGCAUCAUGGACAACGGCUUUGCCUACCGCGGCACCACCUCCAUCUUCUUUGACACCGGCGCCUUUGCGCGGGCCGGGCACGACUACCCGAAGCUAAAGCCGGUGAGUGAGCGCGGCGAGAGUAACGCGACGGAGGCGGAGAUGGCGGAGGGCGAGGGCGCCCUGAGCGCAGGCGUCGCCGGUGAGAAGCGGAACGCGAACGACUUUGCGCUGUGGAAGUUUUCGAAGCCCGGGGAGCCGCGUUGGCCCUCGCCGUGGGGCGAGGGACGGCCCGGGUGGCACAUUGAGUGCUCUGUCAUGGCGUCGGACAUACUCGGCGCGAACAUGGACGUGCACAGCGGCGGCUGGGACCUGAAGUUCCCCCACCACGACAACGAGUGUGCGCAGAGCGAGGCCUGCAACCUGCAGCACCAGUGGGUGAACUACUUUUUGCACUGCGGGCACCUGCACAUUAAGGGGCUCAAGAUGAGUAAGAGUCUGAAGAACUUCAUUACGAUUCGGCAGGCGCUGGACGAACUCGGUGUCACGCCACGCGUGAUGCGGCUGCUCUUCCUUGCCAACCAAUGGGGAAAACCGAUGAACUUCUCCGACCAAAGCAUUGAUGAGGCGAGGGAGCGGGAACGCGUGCUUCGCGCCUUCUUUGGCAGCGUCGAUGUGGUGCUGCGCAAGGACGCCUGGGGCGAGACGCAGGGCUUCAACGCCCACGACCGCCGCCUGAGCGAGCUCUACUCGACGGUCGAAGACACCGUCCAUGGCGCGUUGCAGAACAAUCUCGACACCCCCGCCGCCAUGGACGCCCUCAUGGAGCUGGUGGGCGCGACGAACCAGUACCUCCUCAGCGGCGAGCGGACGAGUGGGACGCUGGUGCAGAAGGUGGGCCGCUACGUCACCCGCAUGCUGCGGGUCUUCGGCGUGGUGGAGGGGGGCGACGUGGUCGGGUUUGGCGCGCAGCAGGGGACGGACGACCGCCUCGUGACGGUGAUGGACGCCCUGCUGCGCUUCCGCGACGGUGUGCGGGACGCGGCGAAGGCGACAGGGGGGGGCGGGACGUACCUGCCGCUCUGCGACGCGGUGCGGGACGAGUGGCUCGUGCCGGCGGGCAUCCGCAUCGAAGACAACCCCGCCGGCCCCACGACGUGGAAGCCCGACGACGUGGCGACGCUGCAGCGCGAGGUGGCGGAGCGGCGGGCGCAGCAGGCGACGGAGCGCCGCACGAGGCUCGUGAACCAACUCGAGACGAAGCGGCGGUCGACGGAGAAGUGGCGCCAGUACACGUGCCCGCCGCAGGAGUACUUCAGCGCGCGCGACGCGGAGAGGCAGACGUACGCCGCCUUCGACGCGACGACGGGGCUCCCGACGCGGCUGGCGGCGACCGGCGAGGCGGUGACGGAGAAGGAGCGGAAGCGGCUCGCGAAGGAGCUCGCGCGGUACGCGAAGCUGCACGAGGAGUUCGUCGCGAAGGGCGGCGCGGCGUGGCUGGCGGAGCAGGAGCGGGAGCUGGCGGAGCUUGCGGGCGCCCUCGAGCGCCUCUGA